UGUGCACACAUCAAGAAAAACAUAUGCUGGCUGCUCAUUGAUAUAUGUCAGUUCCAUGGUAAUACAGAUUUUAUUUGUCAAGUGUGUUUCCCGGACUCGUUGGUGAUGCUGGAUUAAAUGUGACUUCUACCUCUGUCCGCCCGGAUGUUUAGCUUUAGCACUUUGAUGUCAGUUGGAAUAUGCCAGGACUUCAUGAUGAGCUCCAACAGCACAGACCCUGGCCUCUACCUGACCAUCAGCUCCCCAGGAAUGGGCAUCAUCUACCCAGACACCAACACUCUCCACAGGGACCCCUGGCCAGAGCUAACCAGCCCGGAUUACAAGGACUCCUUCCUCAGUGGCCUCUUCAACCUCACAGGCUCGCUCAAUGAGACGGUGACCUCUCUGACCUACGACCCUCUGGGGGGUCACACAGUGUGGCAGGUGGUCCUUAUUGUCUUCCUCACUGGCCUCCUGUCCCUGGUCACCAUCAUUGGCAACAUCCUGGUGGUGGUAUCCUUCAAGGUCAACCGCCAGCUCAAGACUGUCAACAACUACUUCCUGCUCAGCUUGGCCGUGGCUGACCUCAUCAUCGGGGUCAUCUCCAUGAACCUUUACACCACCUACAUCAUCAUGGGCCAGUGGGCCCUGGGCAACUGGGCCUGUGACCUGUGGCUGGCUAUUGACUAUGUGGCCAGUAAUGCAUCCGUCAUGAACCUGCUGGUCAUCAGCUUUGACCGUUACUUCUCCAUCACCCGGCCCCUCACCUACCGUGCCAAGCGGACCACACGGCGGGCUGUCCUGAUGAUUGGCCUGGCCUGGUUCGUGUCCCUGGUCCUUUGGGCCCCAGCCAUCCUGUUCUGGCAGUACUUUGUGGGGGAGCGCACAGUGCCCCCUGAUAAGUGCUACAUCCAGUUCCUCUCAGAGCCCAUCAUUACAUUCUGCACGGCCAUGGCUGCCUUCUACCUGCCUGUCACUAUUAUGAGUGUGCUCUACUGGCGUAUCUAUAGGGAGACACAGAACCGCGCGCAGGAGCUGGCUGGCCUGCAGGGCUCAGGGAGCCGAGGCAGGGGAGGGGAGAGGGCUCACUUCGUCCACCACCAGGCUGGUAGUGCCAGGAGCUGCAGCAGCUACGAGCUGACCCAGUCCUCCCAGAGAAAGAGCCCCGGCCGGGCGCUGGCCGCACGCUUCCACUGCUGGCCCAUGAUGCGCUCCUGGAGGCCUGGCAGCACCCGGCCCGGGGAAGGGGACGCUGACCACAGCAGCAGCGACAGCUGGAACAACAACAAUGCCAGGCUGUCAGUGGACCACUCAGGCUCGUCUGAGGACGAGGAGGGAAACAGUAGAGGGAUGAUGCCUCAGGACCACGCUAUCUUCUCCAUAGUCCUCAACCUGCCGGGGAUGAAGGCAGCCGUCAACUCUCACCUCACCUCCUGCGAGGACCUGGACCUAGCCUCAGAAGAGGACCCCCUGAAGGGGGAGGAGGACAGCCGGGACGGCCUCUCUACCACCACCACUACUACCACCCCUGAUGGGGCCAACACAGACAACAGCAGCUACCACCAACGCUUCCCCUCCCGGAUAUCCAAAGUCCAGUCCAUGCCUGCCCUCCAGGCCACCAGAGUGGGGCCGCUCUCUGGCUCCUCUGCCACCAGCACCUCGGCGCCCAUCUCCUUCAAAGACGCAGCUCUAGCCAAGAGAUUCGCCUCCAGGGCACGGACGCAGAUCACCAAGCGCAAGCGCAUGUCUCUGGUGAAGGAGAAGAAGGCGGCACAGACCCUCAGCGCCAUCCUGUUUGCCUUCAUCAUCACAUGGACACCCUACAACAUCAUGGUGCUAGUCAACACCUUCUGUAAUGGCUGCAUCCCCGAGGCUCUGUGGGCGCUGGGCUACUGGCUGUGCUACGUCAACAGCACCGUCAACCCCAUGUGCUACGCUCUGUGCAACAAGACCUUCCGCACCACCUUCAAGAUGAUACUGCUCUGUCGCUGGGACCAGCGCAAGCGGCGGAGGAAGCAGCAGUUCCAGGAACGGCAGUCCGUAGUGUUCCACAGGAGAAUUCCUAAAGACUCAACGUAGCGGGAUAUAGACCCAGUGGGAAUCUGGUGAUGAUGAUGAUGAUGUUAAUGAUGAUGAGUCUGGGAUCUGACAGGACAGUGGAUGGAUGAGGCAUCCUAAAGGUUCUGUCUGUGGUUUUUAACUGCACAGAGAUUCCCAGGGAGGCGGCCAGGCAUGGUGUCUGAUGUUCUCUGUGGAGCCACGACCUCCACAGUGACAUAUUCCUCUGUUUCUUCAAGAGAGCUCCCGUGGUGAAAGCUUCCUCUAGAUUGUUCCAGUUCUCAGUAUUUCAGAGAAGUGCAGCUGAAAGGACUGACAGUGAAAACAAAUAGAACAAGGGCUUAAAAUGCAAUGAGGGGACAAUUCAAAGUGCAAUUGAUACCUAGGGAGAUAAUAUGAUAUAAUAUGUGUUAUGGAUUUGGGGUUUUCCAUUUCUUACCAUUUCCUUCUCAGUGGUAGAGCUGUAUCGUACAGAGCAGUUGGGGUUUUCUAAGUAAACUGUACAUCUGUUAUAUCGCAUUGAAAGCCAAGGCCAAAACAUUGUGCGUCAAUAGACUGCAUCAUAUUGAUUUUGAGCUCCCUUUUGGCUAACUGAGCUAGAUUUUUUUGUUAUUUUUUACUCUGACUUCUGUACAUUGCCUUCAACUUGGUUAUAGCUUUCUUGUGUCUUAUAAAAGAGAAUUUAAAACAAAACGGUG
Salvelinus namaycush (lake trout) is the source of this 2735-nucleotide messenger RNA. RefSeq names its product muscarinic acetylcholine receptor M3-like. Gene Ontology annotation, molecular function: G protein-coupled serotonin receptor activity; G protein-coupled acetylcholine receptor activity. The transcript has 2 exons. The coding region runs from base 145 to 2058 and encodes 637 amino acids. NCBI's taxonomy places the organism in Eukaryota, Metazoa, Chordata, Actinopteri, Salmoniformes, Salmonidae. The record is from RefSeq and is a predicted model, not a curated record. Gene Ontology annotation, biological process: G protein-coupled receptor signaling pathway, coupled to cyclic nucleotide second messenger; chemical synaptic transmission; saliva secretion. Gene Ontology annotation, cellular component: plasma membrane; synapse; dendrite.